AUGAUGUCGAUGAACAGCAAGCAGCCGUUCAGCAUGCACCCCAUCCUGCACGAACCCAAGUAUACGCCGCUGCACAGCAGCUCCGAGGCCAUCCGCCGGGCAUGCUUGCCCACGCCGUCGCUGCAGGGCAACAUCUUCGCCGGCUUCGACGAGACGCUGCUGCAGCGGGCGGAGGCGCUGGCCGCCGUGGACAUCGUAAGCCAGAAGAGCCACCCGUUCAAGCCUGACGCCACCUACCACACCAUGACCACCAUGACCAGCAUGACGUGCACGCCCACGUCGUCGUCGGCGCACCUGCACCACCCGUCCGUGCUCACCUCGCACCACCACCCGGCGGCGCACCAGCCGGCGCAGGGCCUGGAGGGCGACCUGCUCGAGCACCUGACGCCCGGCCUUUCCCUGGGCGCCAUGACCGGCUCGGACGUGUGUUCCACGGCGUCGCACAUGAGCGCCAUCAACCACAUGCAGCACCACCACCAUCAUCAUCACCCGCACCACCCGCAGUCCAUGAACAUGCACGCGCACGGCCUGGCCUCGCACGGCUCCCUGGGGAGUGGCGGCGGCGGCGGCGGGGCGGGCGGCGUUGACGCGGAGCCCGAUCCCCGGGAGCUGGAGUCGUUCGCCGAGCGCUUCAAGCAGCGACGCAUCAAGCUGGGCGUGACGCAAGCGGACGUGGGUGCGGCGCUGGCCAACCUGAAGAUCCCCGGCGUGGGCUGCCUGAGCCAGAGCACCAUCUGCAGGUUCGAGUCGCUGACGCUGUCGCACAACAACAUGGUGGCGCUCAAGCCCAUCCUGGAGGCCUGGCUGGAGGAGGCGGAGCGGGCGCAGCGGGAGAAGAUGGCCAAGCCGGAGAUCUUCAGCGGCGGCGACAAGAAGCGCAAGCGCACGUCCAUCGCGGCGCCGGAGAAGCGCUCGCUCGAGGCCUACUUCGCCGUGCAGCCGCGGCCCUCCUCCGAGAAGAUUGCCGCCAUCGCCGAGAAGCUGGACCUCAAAAAGAACGUGGUGCGCGUCUGGUUCUGCAACCAGAGGCAGAAACAGAAGCGCAUGAAGUUCUCGGCCACGCACUGAAAACAACCGGCAAAGAGA
Molecule: messenger RNA, 1086 nt
Organism: Syngnathus typhle (broad-nosed pipefish)
Lineage: Eukaryota; Metazoa; Chordata; Actinopteri; Syngnathiformes; Syngnathidae
Gene: pou4f4
Product: POU class 4 homeobox 4
Exons: 4
Coding region: 1-1068 (355 amino acids)
Biological process (GO): regulation of transcription by RNA polymerase II
Molecular function (GO): DNA-binding transcription factor activity, RNA polymerase II-specific; RNA polymerase II cis-regulatory region sequence-specific DNA binding
Source: RefSeq, a predicted model, not a curated record